AUGAUGCACAUGACGCUGUAUUGGGGGAUCCAAGUCACGCUUCUCCUCGACUCCUGGAAAACCGACUCCUUGCUCUCUUACCUCCUCACUUUACUAGCCUGUUUCCUCUUCGCCGCCUUUUACCAGUACAUGGAAGAUCGCCGCAUCCGGCUCAAGGCCUCCACCAGUUCUUCUUCCUCGCCGUCCCCGGUCAACGCUCCUCUCCUGCUCCCCAAGCCCGCCACGGGUCCGACUCGCCUCGCCGGAGCGAUCUUGUUUGGGGUGAACUCGGCGAUGGGGUACUUGCUGAUGCUGGCCAUCAUGUCUUUCAACGGCGGCGUCUUCCUCGCCAUCGUUCUCGGCCUGUCGCUCGGUUAUCUCCUCUUCAGGAGUGGAGACAACCAGGAGCCGGAGAUCCUUCUCGUAGAUAAUAAUACCUGCGCUUGUGCCUGA
Molecule: messenger RNA, 432 nt
Organism: Linum trigynum
Lineage: Eukaryota; Viridiplantae; Streptophyta; Magnoliopsida; Malpighiales; Linaceae
Source: the annotation of a GenBank genome assembly